AUGUCUCACCUAAUACUAGUAGCUUGCUUUCUUUUAUUCAUUUUAUCUCAUGAUCACCUCGUGUUUGGGGUCGACACUAUCCCCGCUAACAGUCCUGUAUCUAAGAAUGAACCUCGAGCAUUUUUUGUGUUCGGCGACUCAUUGGUAGACAAUGGAAACAACAAUUUUUUGAUGACAACUGCGCGUGCUGAUUUACCUCCGUACGGGAUUGAUUAUCCAACGCAUCGUCCUAGUGGUCGUUUUUGUAAUGGCAAAAAUAUCCCGGAUCUCAUAGCGGAGGAAAUCGGGGUGGAGCCACUAUUACCGUACUUGGAUCGACAACUAGAUGGUAAAAAGCUUCUAAAUGGUGCCAACUUUGCUUCUGCGGGUAUCGGCAUUCUUAAUGAUACUGGAUUUCAAUUUGUCAACGUCAUUCGGAUGCCAUACCAACUAGCAUUCUUUGAACAAUACCAAAAACGAGUGGCUAAUUUAAUAGGACCCGAGAAGACAAAAAAACUCGUUAACGAGGCCCUGGUUUUGAUCACUUGUGGAGGCAACGAUUUUGUGAACAACUAUUAUUUGGUGCGAAGGUCUUUACGAUCCUUUCAAUAUCAACUCCCCGACUAUGUUAAAUUACUUGUCACCGAGUACGAAAAGAUUCUAAAGAGGCUUUAUGAUCUGGGAGCUCGUAAAGUACUAGUGACCGCUACUGGGCCACUAGGUUGUGCACCGUCCGUAAUGGCAUUGCGUAGUCAGAAAGGGGAAUGUGCGGUUGAGCUACAGGAGGCUGCGAGCUUGUUUAACCCUCAAGUUGUGUCGAUGAUUGGUCUUUUGAACAAGAAGUUGGGGAGUGAUGUCUUUAUUUCCGUAGAAGCACAUCAUUUAUACCAUGAUUUCAUCAAAAAUCCUAAAGCCUUUGGGUUUGAGGUGGGUGGUAAAGCUUGUUGCGGACAAGGACUAUAUAACGGGCUUGGGCUUUGUACAAUGUUAUCAAAUUUGUGCCCGAAUAGGGAUAACUACGUGUACUGGGAUGGCUACCAUCCGACUGAGAGGGCGAACCGGCUCAUCGUGCAAGAAAUAUUCAAUGGCACCAAGUAUAUGAAGCCCAUGAACCUAAGUACCAUCAUGGCUAUAGAUUUCAUGAAAGCAUAGUCAAUACAUUAUUUAUGUUAAAUUAUGGAAUGCAGUGACUCGUACUAGUAUGGUUUAUAAGUUCUUAUUUGCCUUGUAAA
Erigeron canadensis is the source of this 1211-nucleotide messenger RNA. RefSeq names its product GDSL esterase/lipase At5g18430-like. Bases 1 to 1131 code for a protein of 376 amino acids. Lineage: Eukaryota; Viridiplantae; Streptophyta; Magnoliopsida; Asterales; Asteraceae. The record is from RefSeq and is a predicted model, not a curated record. Gene Ontology annotation, molecular function: hydrolase activity, acting on ester bonds. The transcript is spliced from 5 exons.